AGAGACUAUAGGAGAAAAGACCAUGGGAGUAGUGAUAAUAGACGGAUCAACGGUCCAAGCGUUCGUUGACAACGAACCGGUCUUCAACCGGAGCGUUAACGAGCAAUUCGCCGCUCUGGACGUCAACGGAGACGGAGUCCUCUCCCGAUCCGAGCUUCGCAAAGCCUGCGAAUCCUUCCGUCUGAUAGAGACUCACUAUGGCAUAGACACCGUCACCCCACCGGAGCAGCUCACUCAGCUUUACAACUCCAUCUUCGACAAGUUCGAUUGCGACCAUAACGGAACCGUCGAUCUCGAAGAAUUUCGUUCGGAGAUUAAGAAGAUCAUGCUCGCCAUAGCCGAUGGCCUCGGUUUCUCGCCCAUUCAGAUGGCUAUUGAAGACGAUGAUCAAAACCUUCUCAAAAAAGCUGCUGACCUCGAGGCUUCUAAGAUCUCUCAUGCCUAGUUGUUUACUUGUUUGUUUCUUGAAAAUAAAU
Messenger RNA from Telopea speciosissima, 476 nucleotides. RefSeq lists its product as uncharacterized. Lineage: Eukaryota; Viridiplantae; Streptophyta; Magnoliopsida; Proteales; Proteaceae. Gene Ontology annotation, molecular function: calcium ion binding. The transcript has a single exon. The coding region runs from base 23 to 445 and encodes 140 amino acids. The record is from RefSeq and is a predicted model, not a curated record.